UGCUUCAAACUGGAAACUCAGACUGGUUGCCUUGUUGACAUUCUAACUACGUCUUGUCAACCGACAACGAUUCACGAUUGUAACAUCACCAAGAGGCCUCAGCCCGACUCAUACCACCGCCCCCCUCCCCUCCCUUAGAUAUCCUUAGAAUUUCAACCUCAAGGCUGUAAGAAUAGACAAGUCAAGGCCUCUCUCUGCCUUUACACUUGAAACAUCCCUCCCCGGUUACUGAACUAACAGUGCAGCUUACCACAAUCUUUGAUUUUCGCCAGUUCUGCCGAAGGUGACAUCUCUGCGUCCAUGGUUCUCUUAUUCUAUCGCAACCAGUCGAGUUCCCAAUCUCAAUAUGGCUGCGGCCGUGUUUACAGAAUCAUGCGGAAGCGCGACAAGAGACGGGUUUAAUCAGCCAAAGAACCAGCCUCCCACCGCGAUUGCGACUUUGCAUUGGGACGAAUUGGACCUGCAAACUCGACUAGAGCUUAUUGCAAGAGCUUGGCUUUCGGUUUCGACAGUGUUGACAUCGGAAUCAAGUUGCAGGUAUAAUCAAAAUAUCGGCCGCCGUGCUAUCUCUAAGCCGCUGGUGUUACCUGACGCUACUCCGAAACGAUCGCGACGAUUAUUGAAGCUUCGUGAUGAAGAUACCCUCCCCCUUGAAUUACUAAUUGACCCAACUCGAACCGGUGAAGAUGCCCGUCAACAAGAUUACUCUACGUUAGUGAACCACCAGGCCCCCCCGCUAGAUGACGCCCGGUGCCAGCGAAGGAAGUUGUUAAUCGAAGACCCAACAACCAAGCAUUAUUUGGAUUUUCUGUCACAAGAUGGCUUUAUUCAACAUGCCAGAAAGAAGAAAAACAACACAAAAUCAGGAAAUGUUUUCGAUUGGGAUCAGGCAGCGAAAGAAACCGGCGCCGGAGCUGGUGGGGACGAUGACGGCCAAGACGGUGAUGCAGGAAACACUGGCGGAGGUACGGGCGGCGAUGGCCAGGGUAAUGGUAAGGGUGGUGAUGACGAUGGUAAUGACAAGGAUAAAGACAAGGGUAAGGGUAAGAAUGAUGCUGAAGAGAAGGAAAAGGAGAAGGAGAAGAAGGAGAGGGAGAAAGAAAAGAAGGACGACGCAACCAACACAAAAUCAGAAGAUAGCAUGGCUACUGCCGAGACUAUUAACGGUAAGAAAAAGAAGAAGAGCAAUACACUAGUUGAAGAGAGGGCUCAAUCCUUCGAAGCAGCAGGUAAACCCAACACAUUCCAGGACGUCAAGUUGGAUGAGCCCCCAAGAACGUCUCUAGAUCCUCCGAGGACCUCUUUAGAUAUCAAUUCCAGUGGUAGUAGAACCACACCAGAGCCUAGGUCCGGUUUUCUCGGUGGCUUGAGUCGCGGUUUCGGGAGCCUGUUUGGGUCUAAAGAUACAGACCACACAAAAGAUAAGGAGGAGAAGAAGGAAGAAAGGAGGGAAGAGACAAACGCCAGUUCUGGGAGCAUUGAUCGACCUAAACUCAAGGAUAAGACAGGAUUUGGGUUUGGGUCAUUCGACGAAACAGAUGAGAACAAGGUCAAGAUACCCUCUAAAGGAAAGCCUGAAGAGAAGGACGAGGGGUUUGACUUCGGGCUAGGUUCAAGUAAAAAGGAUAAGAGCAAAAAGAAGACCAGCAUUUGGGACCCCGAACCACUACCCGAAGAGACACCCACCGCUCAAAGUAAGGAAUUCGAGUCAAAUGUACCUGAUGACAACCGGGGAAGCACCUGGGACACUGCUACUACCGCUAAGAAGAAGGGCAGAAAGGGUUCCGCUGUCAUAGCACCCGAGCCUGAGAAGAUUGAGCCUGUGAUCAAAACUGGCAAUACCGCGAUGGCUGCGAUUGACUUGCUUGUCCCACCAUCUAGGAAGGACAAGAAAAAGAAGAAGGGUGCCAUUGAAGAAAUUCCUGAGCCCGUGUUCCCCUCACCGGAAUUAGAGCCAGAACUUGAUCCAGAAAAGGAAGAGAACCCCUGGAGCGAUUCAUUUGGAACAUCUUCCAAGAAAAGUAAAAAGAAGGGAGUCGAAACACUUAAGGAGUCUGACCCGCCUGCUCUCGACCCAGAGCCUGAAGCUUCGAUCCUUGAGGGUAGUAGGGGUUGGGGUAUAAAGGACAAAAAGAAGAGCAAAAUCGGAGAGGUGCAGAAGGUAGAACUAACAACUCCGCCUGAACCUACCAACACAAGGGAGGAAGACAAUAUAUGGGACUCGACAACUGCAACGAAAAAAGAUAAGAAGAAGAAAAGCAAAGCUAUAUCAACCACGCCAGAGCCUGUUGUUGAGAUAGUAGAGGAGAAACCCGAGCCCAAUCAUGACGAUGCCUGGGGGCUUUUUGGAGCCAUCAAGAAAGAAAAGAAGAAAAAGACGAAAGACCCUGAGCCCGAGCCUAUUCCAGAACCAGAAUCUGUAGUUGAAGCCGAACCCGAGCUUGAGAAGGAAGACGACUGGGGAAAUUGGGGUGCACCUACAAACAAGAAAAGGAGCAAAAAAAGUAAAGGCGUUGAAGAUAAUAAAGACGCCGAACCAGUGCUAGACAAGGUGUCUAAACUCCCAGCAGAACCAGAGAAGAAGGAAGACGAAUGGGGUAUCUUUGGCAUUUCCACUAAGAAGGACAAGAAGAAGAAGAACACUGCUGCUGAAGAGCCGUCUAAAGGAAUAUCUAAAGAAUUUGAAUCCGAGCCAAUCGUACUACAAGAACCUGAUGAUUUCCCAUCCUUUACAAUUACAACAAAAGAGAAGAAGAAGAAGAAGAAGAAAGGUUCAGUAGAGCCAGAACUGGAACCUCAGCCCGAGCCCGAACCUAUUUCAGAGCCAGUGCAAGGGAUUGCACCGGAACCGGAAUUAGAACCUGUAAAGGAAACCAACCUCGCAGACGAUGAUAUCUGGUCGUCAUUUGGCUCUUCCUCGAAAAAGGACAAGAAAAAGAAAAAGAAAGGUGGCGCAGAUGAGCCCCCUAAAGAGCCAGAGCCUGUUCCCGAGCCCACACCUGAAUCAGACAGGGUCGAACCUGCUGAUGACUGGGCGACUUGGGGGGUUUCUAGUAAGGAUUCAGGCAAGGGUAAGAAGAAAAAGAGCAUCUUAGAUGAGCUUGCCCUUAAAAAAUCGGAAUCUGAACUGAAAUCAGAAACACCGCCCGAUCAAAAUGAUGAUGACGUGUGGGGGCUUAGUAGCUCUAAAAAGGACAAGAAGAAAAAGAGUAAGACGGCCACAGCCAUCUUAGAAGAGCCAUUUAAGGUAAAGGAAGAGGCACCACCAACUCCACCCACACCUGAACCAAAACCUGAAAUGGGACACGUUACCACUUCAGCUACUGAACAACCGACUGCUUGGAGCUUUUGGGGUGCAACCAAGAAGCCCACCAACAAAGUGAAGGAGGAAUCUCCCAUCGAAGAAAGGCACGAAGGUUGGCUAGAUUGGGGCAAGAAAAAAAUCAAAGCUUCCACAGCUUUAGUCGAAGUUAACACGGAACUAGGACACGAAGGUUCAGGGUCGUCAUCCGCUGUCGCUGAAGGUGAUGAGUUUUGGGACGGACUUGCGACUAAUAAGAAUAGAAAUAAAAAUAGCCUGAUGCCGGACUCUAUUGAAGAGCCAAAGAAUGACGACCCCUGGGCAAGCAGCUCGAAGAAACAGAAAAAGAAGAAAGGUAGCAAGAAUAUUCCGGUCGAGAUCGAGAAUGAGCCUCAUCUUGACAGUCUCAAACCUGACUCGGUUGAAGAGAGCAGGGGUGGUAAUUCAGAUGACUUUGACUGGGACUGGGGAAGUUCAAGCAAAAGCAAGAAGAAAUCUCCACCUCCAGCACCUACACCGCCUUCAUUAGAAAUGAGCAUGUCGGACCAAGAAAUAGGGGAGAAUGUCUGGGAUGACGCCAAAACCGGAGAAAACGAAGAGGAAAGGAGAGCAGCCGAGGAAUUGGCAAAUCAAAUCGCCGCUGAAGAAGACGAGCUGGCGGCUUUGACAGCUAAAAGCAAGAAGAAGAAACUUUCCAAGUCUAGCCAGAGAAGAUUUGACGAACUCACUGCGAAAGCCAAACGUCGUGUUAAAGAGAAGGCAGCUAAGGAAAAGGCCGCUAAAGAAGCCGAGAAGGCAGCUGCAGCGGAAGCCUUAGAAGCGGAGCAGAAAGCAGCGACGGAAGCUCAGGAGGCCGAAGAACUAGCUGCCGCACAAACGCUCGCGGACGAAAUUGCGGAAGAGGAAGCAGAGCUUGCCGCACUGAUAGCCAAGAGCAAGAAGAAAAAGAAGUUCAAAGCAGUAGACCAGAUGAGGCUUGAUGAGCUUACCGAAAGAGUCCAGGCCCGUGCUGAUGCGAAGGCAUCCGAGGAGGAUCAGGGUCAAGAAGCGCCUGACGCAAACGGAGAGACUCAAGAAGCAGAUGAGCAGGCGGAGGCCGAAGAACAGAGAGAACGAGAGGCUAAGGCACAAGCAGCGCGCGAAGCGGAAGAGGAGGAAGCUCGCGAGGCAGAGGAGCAAGCCAGGCGCGAACGCGAGGAGGCAGAGGCGGCAGCCAAGAAAAAAUCAAAAAAGGGCUCCAAGUCUGAGGAUAAGAAGUCCAAAUCUACUAGUGCUAAGGAUAAGUUGUCUAAGAAAGAGAAGGAGAAAGAGCGGGAAAAGGAGAGGGAGAGAGAGGAAAAAGAGAGGGAAGAAGAAGAAGAAGCAGAAAGACAGAGACAACAGGAACAGGAAGAAAAGAAAAGGGACGACGAUGAUGAUCUGGAUCUCGACAACAUUGAUCUUGCCCCCGAACAGAUCGACGAACUUUUAUCUGGCUUUUCAGCUCCCAAAAUACAACCUCAGCCUAAACCCAAGGCUGAAAAGCAUAAAUCCGAUGCAUUCUCAUUUUGGGGCGCUAGGGCGAAAAGCUCCUCACCUGAACCGAACCCCCGGCCCCCCCCGUUGAGGAUGCACCGUCGUCUUCGAAGGCACCCACACUCGACGAUGACUGGAUGAAACCAAAGAGGACUAAGGCUAAGAGCGGUAAACUUGCCGAAAAACUUAGGAAAUUUGAGCCGGCCAAAGAGGAAGAAGACGAUGAUCUGAUUUACGGGCUGGCUGCGCCGCCGCCACGUGUUCGUGUCGCACCGCCCGUAGAGGAAGGUGACAAAUCUAGUUCCUCUAAAGAUAUCCUCCCCGGGGGUUUCCCCGAAGAGGACGAGAACGAAAUCAUCGAUAUCGUUGACAUGGCGCCCGUACAGAAGAGAAAGAUGAGCAGCAAGAAGAGCAAAACCAAGACCGUCGUCGAGGUACCCCCUCCACCACCUCAGGUUCCUAUUCCGCCACCACCUCCCGAAGUGCCGCUUCCUCCUCCAGCUGUUCCCGACGGGCCCCCGACACCACCACCCGAAGUCAAGUCUUCUAAGAGAGAUCGGCACAAGGUUAACCGCGAUGGUGGUGCAUCAUGGACAAUGUGGUCGGCAACACCUCACAAAGAGGAGAGGAGAUCUAAGCCUAGGUCUGAAGAGAAGAGGGUCCGGAUAGAGAAGGA
Daldinia caldariorum is the source of this 5492-nucleotide messenger RNA. RefSeq lists its product as uncharacterized. Bases 347 to 4957 code for a protein of 1536 amino acids. The transcript is spliced from 3 exons. Lineage: Eukaryota; Fungi; Ascomycota; Sordariomycetes; Xylariales; Hypoxylaceae. The record is from RefSeq and is a predicted model, not a curated record.